Messenger RNA from Angiostrongylus costaricensis, 756 nucleotides. The record is from the annotation of a GenBank genome assembly. Lineage: Eukaryota; Metazoa; Nematoda; Chromadorea; Rhabditida; Metastrongylidae.
AUGAAAAGCGAAUAUGAAGAACGUUCAAGGACUAAAACUGACAAUACUCAAGUGAAGGUGGAAGAGGCCCUUCCAUACACUAUUUAUCUUUUGUGUUUAUGGAAUCCCGUCCAUUUAGACUUGAAUCCAUAUUAUGUAAUGAUCGCGAGCACUCCAUUUAUCGCUCAGCUAAAGAUUAAUCUCACGUUAACUGUAUCUAUCGCUGCGGAGAGGAUUUUGGCUCUGUCCUUCCCAGUCGUAUUCCGUAAGCUAUCCUCUUACCCGUACACAACGUUCUGCUUGAUGCUUGGAUUUUUAUUAGCGGCUAUAGAUCUCACUGUGGAAUUCUCGCUCUCACCGUUCAACAAAACACCCAACUGUCCCUCUGUCGGAUGUUUCUUGAGUAACACGUUUUCUUACUAUUUAGGAAUCAGCAACAUGGUAAGCUUCUCUUUUCUUGAAAAACAUCUGAGCAGCAGUGUUGUUGUUGGCGUCUGUGGAAUAACUGGCUUUUCUCUUACCAACAUAAUUGGUCCAUUCUACACCGCUGGGCUACUUUGUGCUGGUGUAUGCAACGGUGUCGUUCAAGUCGUUCAGAAUAAGGACAUGCUGCGAGCUUUGGGAUGUAAAUGCGUCACAGCAGGAGGAACUGCAACAGUCGAGCCUGUUAAGACCAGCUCUACGAGAUUUAUAACUCAACACUUGUCAGGCUUGUUCACACUGCAAGCCGAGGACGUGCAGUCGUGUGAAGCAAACUCGAAGACACUUAAACCUUAG